GUCCAUUGAAUCGCGCGGGCUGCCGGCGGUGAGCGCGGGGCUGAGCCCGGAUCUCUGCGCCCUCCGCCGCUCGCCUCUGAGACGCGCGCCACUCGCACCAGCCACCCCGCUGCCCGCCGUCGCCACUGCGCCCGCUCCCCCGCGCCGCCGCCGCUCUCCUCGCCCCGCGCCUGCCCCCAGGAUGGUCCGCGCCAGGCACCAGCCCGGCGGGCUGUGCCUCUUGCUUCUGCUGCUCUGCCAGUUCAUGGAGGACCGUAGCGCCCAGGCUGGGAACUGCUGGCUCCGCCAAGCCAAGAACGGCCGCUGCCAGGUCUUGUACAAGACUGAGCUGAGCAAGGAAGAGUGCUGUAGCACGGGUCGCCUGAGCACCUCAUGGACCGAGGAGGAUGUGAACGACAAUACGCUCUUCAAAUGGAUGAUCUUCAAUGGGGGUGCCCCCAACUGCAUCCCCUGCAAAGAAACAUGUGAUAAUGUGGACUGUGGCCUUGGGAAGAAAUGCCGGAUGAACAAGAAGAACAAACCCCGCUGCGUCUGCGCCCCGGAUUGUUCCAACAUCACUUGGAAGGGUCCAGUCUGUGGGAUGGAUGGCAAAACCUAUCGCAAUGAAUGUGCCCUCCUCAAAGCCAGAUGUAAAGAGCAGCCGGAACUGGAAGUCCAGUACCAGGGCAAAUGUAAAAAAACCUGUCGGGAUGUGUUCUGCCCAGGCAGUUCCACGUGCGUGGUGGACCAAACCAAUAACGCGUACUGUGUGACCUGCAAUCGGAUCUGCCCGGAGCCUACCUCCCCUGAGCAAUACCUUUGUGGGAAUGACGGAAUCACCUACCCCAGUGCCUGCCACCUGAGGAAAGCCACCUGCCUGCUGGGCAGGUCCAUCGGACUGGCCUAUGAGGGAAAGUGUAUCAAAGCAAAGUCUUGUGAAGACAUCCAGUGUACCGGUGGGAAAAAGUGUUUAUGGGAUUUCAAGGCAGGCAGAGGCCGCUGCUCCCUGUGUGGCGAGCUGUGUCCCGACAACAAGUCGGACGAGCCUGUCUGUGCCAGUGACAAUGCCACUUAUGCCAGCGAGUGUGCCAUGAAGGAAGCUGCCUGCUCCUCGGGUGUGCUACUGGAAGUCAAACACUCCGGAUCUUGUAACUGAAUCUGCCUGUAAAACCUGAGCCAUUGAGUCUUCAGAACUUUCUGCAGUGUUUGACUUCAUAGAUUAUGUUUCUUUAAAAAAAAAAAAGUUUAAACUAUUGCAUAACAGCAGAUGCCAAAAACAAACAAAAAAUAAUAAAAGCAUCUCACUGCAAGUCACAUAAAAAUACAACGCUGUUAUAUGGCUGUCUCAGAGGGCUUUGAACACAGGCACUGAGCUGCUUCCGCGCUGUUGUCGUCCACAUUUAAACAACAGCUCCCCUGUAUUCCCCCAUCUAGCCAUUUCGGAAGACACCGAGGAAGAGGAGGAAGAUGAAGACCAGGACUACAGCUUUCCUAUUUCUUCCAUUCUAGAGUGGUAAAACCUCCACCAACCAAUGUUCAGUGUUGACAUAGCCUUUGA
Molecule: messenger RNA, 1537 nt
Organism: Ochotona curzoniae (black-lipped pika)
Lineage: Eukaryota; Metazoa; Chordata; Mammalia; Lagomorpha; Ochotonidae
Gene: FST
Product: follistatin
Exons: 6
Coding region: 182-1135 (317 amino acids)
Biological process (GO): cell differentiation; multicellular organism development; regulation of BMP signaling pathway
Molecular function (GO): activin binding; protein binding
Source: RefSeq, a predicted model, not a curated record